Molecule: messenger RNA, 978 nt
Organism: Liolophura sinensis
Lineage: Eukaryota; Metazoa; Mollusca; Polyplacophora; Chitonida; Chitonidae
Product: piggyBac transposable element-derived protein 5-like
Exons: 1
Coding region: 1-978 (325 amino acids)
Source: RefSeq, a predicted model, not a curated record
AUGGCAAAGUCGUUGGGUGUCGAUGAGGUACUAAAGCUGAUAUUUAUUCCUAGUGAUGAACUUUCAGAUAUUGACCUCAGCUCAGGUGAUGAACUUGAUCAGCCCAGAUCGUCUGAUCCGUCAGAUGACGGCUUGGACUAUGAAGUAGAACAUGAUGCCACCAGUGAUAAUGAACACACGGACACUUCUUCGGACGAGGACAGUGGGAAUGCGACUCCAUCAACCUCUAAAUCAGCUGGAACAUCAAAAACUAAACUCUCCGUCUAUAAAUGGAAGAAAGUACUUCCAGAAUUUCGAGCCACAGAUUUCACGGGCGGAGAUUUUCAAGACCCACCAAUGGAUUUACCUACUCCAAUGGAAUACUUCAAAAUGUUCAUCAAUCAGGAAUGUAUUCAGUAUAUUGCUGACCAGACAAACCUGUUCGCCAUGCAGAAAGAUGGCAAGGAAAUAAAGGCCAGUACCGAUGAGAUUGAGCAAUUCAUAGGUAUUUUGCUCAUGAUAGGUCUUUUCCCUUGUCCAUCAUAUCGAAUGUAUUGGUCCAAUGACUCCAGAUUUUCUUCAGUUGCCGAUGUCAUGUCUCGAAAUCGAUUUGAAUGUCUUCUCCGAUAUGUUCAAUUCAACGACAACAGCAAUGUACGAGGUAGAGAAGACCCAGACUAUGAUCCAUUGUUUAAAAACAGACCCCUCCUAGAUAUGCUUAGGGUUGAAAUGGGUAAGUUUGAACCUGAGGAGUGUCAAAGCAUCGAUGAGCAAAUAUUUGCCUUCAAGGGCCGCAGUAGCCUAAAACAGUACAACAAAAACAAGCCGCACAAGUGGGGUUUCAAGGUUUUCACUAGGGCGGGAUCCCCCGGCAUCAUGUAUGAUUUUGAGGUAUACACAGGCAAAAGUAUGAAACUGGAGGGAAAUUUGACUAUUUCAGGAAAUGUUGUUCUGAGACUUGUCCGAAACUUGCCACGUGACCGAAAUUUCAAGGUGUAG